AUGCAGCAACUAGUUUUGCUGAAUAACAAACUACUAUUAGAUGCAGUCUUGAAGAAAUUUGUUGCUGGAUUGGUCGUUGGGAUAGCGUGCAGCGGCGUAACAGGGUUACGAGAAGCUGCUUUGAAUGCGUUGAGAGGUUUGGCUUGCAUUGAUGAUCCUGAUCUCAUUUGGAUUCUUUUAGCCGAUGUGUAUUAUUCUCUCAAGAAGAAGAAGAGAGACAUGCUUCUUCCACCAUCGCCGGAGUUUCAAGAGAUAUCCAUGGUAUUGCCUUCACCGCGAGAAGAUUCCCCGGGGAGGUUUCUAUAUGUUGAGUAUGGUGGUAGGAGCUAUGAUGUAUGUCGUUUGUUUUGUUCCGUCGGAGGAAAAAUAAUUGGAAGCGAACGGAGCUCGAUGGAGAAGAAGAAGAGAAGCAGAGCAAGGAGCGAAGAUCCUUCUUCGUCUUCCGAGAAUGAAGAGAGAGUUAAGAGGCAUAGAGGAACAGAGAAAGAUGAUGAGAGGAGAAGCAGGAGAAGUGAGAAGAAGAAGAAGGAGAAGAAAUCUCAUAAGCACCACCGAUCAAGUUCAUCAAAGAAGUCGAAGGAUGAUAAGCACAAAAAGAAAGACGCAGAAGGUGACCACAAGCUAAAAGAGGGGAUCGCAGAGCUAACAAGUGAGGACUACUUCUCUAAGAACAACGAGUUUGCCACAUGGCUGAAAGAGAAGAAGCGCACUUACUUCAAUGAUCUCACGACCGAGUCUGCACGGGAGUUGUUUUCUCGCUUUGUCAAGGCAUGGAACAGGGGGAAACUCGAGUCCCGAUACUACGAGGGAAUCUCCACUGCUCCACGAACAGCUCACAACUGGAAGAUCAAGCAGAAGUGAAACAAUCAAAACCCUUACUGCUGUUUGCUUCUUGUACGUUUGGAGGUUGAUGAUACAAGACAUACCUUCUCCAGUUUGUUCUACUUAGAGCGUUGUUACGAAACUUGUCAGAUAGAGACGGAUUUGUAAUUGGUUUUCAUAGGAAGAGGAAACUUCACAUA
This is a messenger RNA of Brassica napus (rape), 1022 nucleotides long. RefSeq names its product style cell-cycle inhibitor 1. Bases 1 to 861 code for a protein of 286 amino acids. The record is from RefSeq and is a predicted model, not a curated record. The transcript is spliced from 6 exons. NCBI's taxonomy places the organism in Eukaryota, Viridiplantae, Streptophyta, Magnoliopsida, Brassicales, Brassicaceae.